AUGACGACUCCUUCAAUCCAAAAGCCUCGCGGACGAGGUCGUCCUAAGAAAUCCUCCAAUACCGGGAAUGCUAUACCACAAAAAAUCCAAGAACGCCGUGGGCGAGGUCGUCCUAAGAAAUCCUCCAAUACCGGGAAUGCUAUACCACAAAAAAUCCAAGAACGCCGUGGGCGAGGGCGGCCAAAAAAGGCUGCCGCUCUUGAGAGUAGCAGUAAUCAGCCGCUAGGAAAUUUGACAUCUCGUCCUAUUCGGCAACUAGGGUCCAGUCGACUGGUGGAGGACAAAACAUACCAUCGCAAUAUUCCUCCCUUAGAGCAGCAGGUAGAACCUCGGCUUGAAUUAGAGAAUUCUAUGACUGGUCCGCAGGCUUUAGACAACCCUUCUCGAACUAGUGCUUGGUCUACCUACCGAGGUGAAGAAGUCUGUGACGCUAUCGAAGCGGAUUUGGACAAUAAACUCGUUGUGAAGCGCCGGGCGCAAAGUACAGAAUAUCAAAUAUCGAGAAUGUGGGCCAUCUGGGAAGCAUUCUCUAAGCAUCGACGGGAGAAUAACCCGCUUAACCACCUAAGAGGCGUGGAUCCUAGAGAACUUAAAGUUUUCACAGAUUGGUACCUUACUAUUAGUAAGCGAACACGCAAGCAGAAGUCGAUGAAAACACACAUACGCCGGUGGAGGAUGAUGUACGAUAAGCUUACAGGGCAAAGGUAUCAACCAGAUCGUGAUGAUGUUAUGGAUUAUAUUGGGACACAGAUGUCUGACAAACAUAACCUGACGGCAUCGACAAAUGAUAAACCAAUUGCAAAUGCGGACGAUCUUCUUGAUAUUCUGUAUCACCAUUGGCAUUUAUCGGAGCAGACCUUUCAAAUCGAAAGGUUUCGGAUUCAAUUGGGUUUAGUAAUCCUUAUAGCGUGCUCAACUUCAUGUCGUCCAGGCUCAAUCGUCGAGUCCAUCUCGUCUCGUGGGCUAUGCUCCGAAUAUAUAGUUGGCGAUCCCGCCGGCGCCGAGUCCUACAUCGAACCAGAUUCUAUCAAAUACAAAGACAUCGAGCUGUUCCUAGUCCACAAUGAAGAAAACCGGAACGAGUCUUAUUUAACUAUGCGCAUCCGAGUCCGGCUACAGAAAGGAUACCGGAAUACAAAGGAACCAACCAUAUACAGUUUUACGGAAGUCGAUGAGCCUUUAGGGUUCGAUGUGAUUAGCUAUAUGCUGGCCCUUGCGUUUGACGACGACGCAUUUGCUAGCGAGUACAUAAAACAACCCGAGGAUCUUUAUCAAUACCAAAGUCGUGCGGACAAAAAAAGUCUUAGGUUUCAUUGGAAAGAGAGCGUAAUGGAGACACCGCUGAUUCGAGACAGCAUUAAAGCUGAGAGGGGAUGGGAAAUCUCGAAAGAAAAGGGUUUCAGCACACAGAAGUUGAAUGAUCACUGUCGGAAACUUGGUAAAGAGUUGGGAUAUCCUCGCCCACUAACCAUGUAUACAUUCCGACGAGGGGCGGGAGAAGCAAUGGAUUCAAAUAUUUUCGAGGUAGGAAAGCGGAACAUUAGCACCGCGGGAAGAUGUAAAGCGAUGGGACAACUCAGGCCGGAGACAUACGAUAAGAACUAUUCGCCUCAAGCAGCACCCGAUAUUCAGUCUGCAUUCCUCGGCCGGCCAUCAAAAGACAAACUAAUCCAACUUAUGAACCACUUGGCUUUUGAAAGAGAUCCGAUGGCAAAGCGGGAAGCUGACAAAAAUAAAAUUGUGGAUCUACAAAACGACACAAACUUCAGCGAACUCACCCAGGAACGUGACAUCUUUAGGAACAAGUUGAUUGAUGCUUAUAGCUCUAUCAAGGAGGCAGAAGAGAAAGACCCAAAUCUGCAUUCACAGUAUAUUAAACUGAACCGAAAGAUAAAUACCUACCGGGAAAAGGCUCGUAGGGAGGCGUGGGACCGAGCCUACAAGCAGUAUUUUUCGAAUAACGGGACAAUCGAGAUUGAUCGCCAAGCUCAGGGACUAACUACAUCUGAGAUUACGCCCACAGUUGAAAUUCCCGUUGAGAGACUCAUCAUCGCGGGCCUUUUGUUUGGCGAUGGAAAGACUGAGGUAAAAGAUUGGAUGGCAAGCCGAAAUCGCAGGAUCGAGGCGAUUACGCACAUGGUCAACCUUUGUCGGGUCAACCAGCCGCGGCGGUACAAACGUCAUAUUAAAUUGGAGGGCAGCGCGACCCCCCCUCUAGCCGUCGGUGUUUGUGAAAUUACCAGCAGUGGAGUCGAAAACGAAUCGGAUUCCCUUGGGAUAGCAGGGGAUACUACACUUGAGGGUCUAGCGUCUGAAGGUCCCACCGGCGAAGAGCCAACGUCGGAGAAGCUGCCAACCAAUAUACACCAACUACAAUGUCCCACAUGCUUUUAUGGCUCCUCUUCAUUCCCAAAAACAGCUUUUAUCUUCACAAACGGUUGGAGCCUUCAACGCCACUUCCGAGAUCAGCAUCUCGCGUGCCAUAAUCCUGGAACACCAUAUUUUUGUCCUUACCCAUCAUGUGAAUACUCAAACGACCAUGAACCAAGCUUCAAGAAUCAUCUGUCAUUAAUUCACGACUUUGUAACUUCAAAAUCCGAUACUGUGUACACUCACAGUGGGAAAUUGUAA
This is a messenger RNA of Orbilia oligospora ATCC 24927, 2631 nucleotides long. RefSeq lists its product as uncharacterized. The record is from RefSeq and is a predicted model, not a curated record. The transcript has 5 exons. Lineage: Eukaryota; Fungi; Ascomycota; Orbiliomycetes; Orbiliales; Orbiliaceae. Gene Ontology annotation, molecular function: DNA binding. Bases 1 to 2631 code for a protein of 876 amino acids.